AAUUUUUGUCUGGGGUUUUAUUCAACUUUGUCAAUAUCACCUAACUCAGAGUUCUGAACCUUCACGAAAGAAGAAAUACAAGGAAAGAAAAAUAAGCAUUUGUCUUUCUUGCACUAGUGACUCGAUAAAUGAAGUAUAGACUUUGCCUCAUUUUCACAAUUUUUCUUGCUAGCGUGAGGUCUCUUUGAAUUUGCUCUGAAGCUAGUUUAUCUUCUAUAUAUAUCUUCUUCCUAUAAAGGUGGAAAUAAAUCAAGAGCCAGCUUGUUAGCUUAGUUUAUUUCCUUUCUCUGAACAUGAAAACCCUCGAAAUUGCACUUCCAGCGGUGGCGACUGUUAUGCUACUUCUUUUACUAGCCCCAGCUUCGGAGGCUGUUAUUACAUGUAGCAACGUUGUUAAUUACCUCAGACCUUGUGUGAACUACCUGGUGAAAGGCACUGGGAAGCCCCCCGCUACUUGUUGUUCUGGAGCCUCGGCUCUUGCAUCUGCAUCAUCAACCUCUGCUGAUAAGAGGGCUGCCUGUGACUGCAUCAAGACAGCAGCCAAGAAAAUAAAUCCAAAUGUACAAGCAGCCCAGGCUCUUCCUGGAAAUUGCGGAAUCAGUUUGCCAUUCACUAUUUCACCAAACGUGGACUGUUCCAAGGUUGGUUGAAAUUGAAGAGGCCUGCAAUGUGCAUUGUGCGAGAGCGAGAAAGAAAGUACUUCAACUCCAUACGUCAUAUUGUAUAAGUCAAAGUUUCUAAAUAAGCUAUCCAGAAUCCACCGAUGUCAUCAUUCCGAAUUCAGUAAAUAAGUUUGCUUUUGUUAAAUCAGCAAAACAAAGUUCUACGUAUCUAUGUGUUACCUAUGGUAAAUCUGUAUGUCUUUUUCUUUAAUUGCUGACUUUAAUGGCAUAUCAGCAUGUGUAAGCAAAAUUUGCAUAUUUUUCCUUGACCAUCCUUACUUAAUGCUGAAUCUUCAGGUGUAUGCAA
Messenger RNA from Carya illinoinensis, 969 nucleotides. RefSeq names its product non-specific lipid-transfer protein 8. Gene Ontology annotation, cellular component: membrane. The record is from RefSeq and is a predicted model, not a curated record. Lineage: Eukaryota; Viridiplantae; Streptophyta; Magnoliopsida; Fagales; Juglandaceae. The coding region runs from base 294 to 650 and encodes 118 amino acids. The transcript is spliced from 2 exons. Gene Ontology annotation, biological process: lipid transport. Gene Ontology annotation, molecular function: lipid binding.